Molecule: messenger RNA, 855 nt
Organism: Aspergillus oryzae RIB40
Lineage: Eukaryota; Fungi; Ascomycota; Eurotiomycetes; Eurotiales; Aspergillaceae
Product: pyrroline-5-carboxylate reductase
Exons: 2
Coding region: 1-855 (284 amino acids)
Biological process (GO): L-proline biosynthetic process
Molecular function (GO): pyrroline-5-carboxylate reductase activity
Source: RefSeq, a predicted model, not a curated record
AUGACAACCCUCGCAUUUAUCGGCUGCGGAAACAUGGGCUCCGCAAUCCUAGACGGCCUGCUAGAGGCCACCCGCUCGGAGCCCCAAAAAUCCAAAAUCGAAUACUUCAUAGCGACCACCAAGAGCGCGGCCUCAGCCGAGAAGCUUAGCGAGAAAUACCGCUCAGAUCCAUCACGAGUGUUAGUUGCGUCUGGGUCCAACGUUAAAGUCAUGGAGCAGUCAGACAUCGUCCUGCUAGCGUGCAAGCCUUUCCUGGCGCAGAGUAUUCUGUCCGAGCCGGGCGUAGCGAAAGCGUUAAAAGGAAAAUUCGUCAUCAGCGUUAUGGCGGGCAAGACGCCUGCCGAGAUCAUGGAGUACAUCUAUGGGGAUUCAGCCCAGGCGAUGAAUAGGCCGGUGAUUGUAACGGCCAUGCCGAAUGUGGCGGCGCGAUUGCGCCAGUCCAUGACUAUUAUCGAGGAGAACCCGGCGCUUUCGAAAGAUCGGGCGGAGAUUCUGACUUGGAUCUUUGAGCAGAUUGGGACGGUCAAGUUUGUGGCGCCGGAUUUGGUCAAUGCUGGGUCGAUGGUUUCUGGGGCCGCGAUGGCGCUCUUGACUCUUGCUGUUGAUGGGAUUAUGGAUGGGGCUGUUAUGGAGGGUUUCCGACGGCCGGAUGCUAUGGAGGUGUCGGCGCAAGUGUUGGAGGGGUUGGCUGGGUUGUUGAGGGAGGGCGUUCACCCGGCGGUUUUGAGGGAGAGUAUUUCUUCGCCGAGGGGGUGUACUAUUCAAGGACUGUAUGCUUUGGAGAAGAAUGGGGUUCGGGGGGCGUACGCUGAGGCGUUGGUUAGGGGGGUGAAGCAUUUGAGGGGAGAGAACUAG